CCCCAAUGUUCUAGGGGGAACAUAAAUUUGUAUCCUGAGAUUUGGUGUUUCUAUUAUUACAAUGUAACUUUAUACCUUCUUGUCCGAAAAAGUGAUCUAUUCUGAGUUCGAAUUCAUCAUAUAUUCAAAAUGGUGUCAUUAGAUUGUCUAAUUGGUUUGUAGCAUCCAUAAUGGCCAUCCCUUAUGAUUAGUUAGUUAAGAUGAAUUUAUUGGUGUUUGAGGGGGACCAGACCAUUUGCUAAUGAGGGUGACCACCGUGAUUGGGAUUGAAACCUAACUCAUUGUCAACUUCUCUUUAUUACUUGAGUCUCUAUUGUUUGUUGCAGAUUUGAUUCAUUCUUGGCUCUGGCUCUGCCGUUUUCUUUUGGCAUCCUUUGUAGAGGCUUCUUAGCUUUGUGUUUAGUUAGGAACCUUCUUGAAAGUACAUAGGAGGAUUGGCUUUAGUAUUCCGUUUACAUUGUGUUUCUUGAUUUUCUUGUCAUUCAGAUUUUAUCAAGAGUUUAUUAAAUGCCAACUUAGUUUGUUUUUUUUUUUCUUUUGUGUGAUGGAGAGAGCAGAGGAGGGAGCUUAGAAAAGUCGUAAACUUUCUCUUGUCCUUUUUGCUGGUCUGGGUGAAACAUAGAAAGUUCUCUUGCUGAAGAAACUAAUGGUCAUAAAGAGUUUUUGAGAGUGAAAAACGUUGAUGAGCUGUGUCUGCUGCUUGAAAUUCACAUGUUUUUCUCUUUUUCUUUUUAUUUCUUGUGGUAUUGAUAGUUGAAGGGCAUCCUCUAUAAAGAAGGUCUAUGAAAUCAACCCACAUCUUGAAUGGACUGCAACAUGGUAUCUCCGUUGUGGGACUGGGAGCAUUUGAUCACCCCCAACCUGUCAAAGACUGAAAAUGACAAGAAACAGCCGUCUACUACUGAUUGGGAUAUUGAGAAAGGUGAAGGGAUUGAAUCUAUAUUUCCCUCUUUCGCUGGCUCCUCCACCACCGGUUUCCUAAGCUCACAGUUGACCUCCACCAACUCAUCAUCUCCCAAACUCAAAAGUUCCCUUGGAGAUUUUGACCAAGUCAAGGCAUCCACAGCUCUCCAGGUUGCCUCUACUGAAUCGGACCUUUGUUUAAAACUUGGAAAGCGGAGUUACUCUGAUGAAGAGACUUGGGGUAGAAACAACAGUAAUGACAUUUCAGCCGUUUCUGUGAAGCUCUUGACUCCUCCAUAUGUUGUUGCUCAGAAGAAAUCCAAAUCAUCAUGUGGUCAGAGCAUGCAAGUCCCUCGUUGUCAGAUUGAUGGCUGUGAACUGGAUCUCUCAUCUGCCAAGGAUUAUCAUCGCAAGCAUAGAGUCUGCCAAAGCCAUUCAAAGUGCCCUGUAGUUACUGUGGGUGGCAUGGAACGUCGAUUCUGCCAACAGUGUAGCAGGUUGCAUGCCGUCUCUGAAUUUGAUGAGAAGAAACGUAGCUGCCGUAAACGUCUUUCGCAUCAUAAUGCGAGGCGCCGCAAGCCACAAGGAAUGUUUCCUUUGAAUCCAGAGAGGGUGUACAAUGGAAGACAGCAUACGAAUAUGUUGUGGAAUGAGUUGUCCCUUAACACAAGAUCUGAAGAAAAGUAUGCAUGGGGUACUACUUAUGAGACAAAGCCUACGCAGAUGGAAAGCGGCUUUACUCUGAACUUCCAGAGAGGUAGUGGCGCUGACGCUGAGGAGCAGCAGGUGUUUGCUAGUAGCAACCUCUCUUUCUCUGCGUAUCAAACCUCAGCAGGGAAGUCCAACUUUCAACUUCCUAGCAAAGGUGUAGGAGAAUACUCAGGAGGCCUCUAUGAAACGCAAGAUUUCUACAGUGCUCUCUCUCUUCUGUCAACGUCUUCGGAUUCACAUGGAACCAAACACCAUCCCAUGGUUGAAUCACAGUCAAUACAUGGCACUUUCCCUACCCAUUUUAUAUGAAUUGAGUAGUGAAUGCAAAGUCACUCCAUUACAAGUCAGGUUGCAUCUGGUGGGAGUUUCUUUUUAAAUAAAAUUAUAAAUCAUCUAACUUUCAUUGUUCAAGCUAAACCGAGUACGCGGAUAGCUCUGGUUGUCUCCACUUUUCAAAACCUAUUAAGUCAACUCCUUGUAUCAUGUUGUAUUGGAUGUCUUGGAUUCUGCUGUAUGGCAAACUUCGUUACUCUCUCUCAGACAUGUCUAGUGUGUCAUAAACGUAUAUCAACUGUUUUCAUUAAA
Messenger RNA from Brassica napus (rape), 2199 nucleotides. RefSeq names its product squamosa promoter-binding-like protein 10. Bases 805 to 1923 code for a protein of 372 amino acids. The record is from RefSeq and is a predicted model, not a curated record. Gene Ontology annotation, molecular function: DNA binding. The transcript has 5 exons. Gene Ontology annotation, cellular component: nucleus. NCBI's taxonomy places the organism in Eukaryota, Viridiplantae, Streptophyta, Magnoliopsida, Brassicales, Brassicaceae.